Merops nubicus (carmine bee-eater) is the source of this 744-nucleotide messenger RNA. Its product is annotated as glia maturation factor beta. Gene Ontology annotation, cellular component: actin cortical patch. NCBI's taxonomy places the organism in Eukaryota, Metazoa, Chordata, Aves, Coraciiformes, Meropidae. Gene Ontology annotation, molecular function: actin binding; Arp2/3 complex binding. The coding region runs from base 91 to 420 and encodes 109 amino acids. Gene Ontology annotation, biological process: actin filament debranching; negative regulation of Arp2/3 complex-mediated actin nucleation. The record is from RefSeq and is a predicted model, not a curated record. The transcript is spliced from 6 exons.
UCUCUGGUGGUUUGUGAUGUUGCUGAAGACCUGGUGGAGAAACUGAGAAAAUUCCGGUUUCGUAAAGAGACCAACAAUGCUGCCAUUAUAAUGAAAAUCGACAAGGAUAAGCAGUUGGUGGUGCUGGAUGAGGAGCAUGAGGGCAUUUCUCCCGAUGAGCUAAAAGAUGAGCUGCCCGAGAGACAACCUCGAUUUAUUGUGUAUAGUUACAAGUAUCAGCAUGAUGAUGGAAGAGUUUCUUAUCCAUUGUGCUUUAUCUUCUCCAGUCCAGUUGGAUGUAAGCCUGAACAGCAGAUGAUGUAUGCUGGAAGCAAGAACAAGCUUGUACAGACAGCUGAGCUCACGAAGGUAUUUGAGAUAAGAAAUACAGAAGACCUAACUGAAGACUGGCUGCGUGAGAAACUGGGCUUCUUCCACUAAGAAAACCUCUGUGCUAAGUAUUUAUGUACCUCCUGAUGAUACUGGAACCAGACAUGAAUACUUGGGUCUGAGAAAUGCACUGUAUUUACAGCUCUCUCCUGCAGUGUCUUGUGCAAAGCCUGCAUCAAGAACAGCAGGUCUGUCUCCUCGAAGUAACAAAUCUUUGCAGGUGUUUCCUUAUUUGUACCUGUUAAAGGGGAAUACUCCUCUGCAGGGACUCCUUUUGCACUCUUGUGACUAAUAUUUCUAUAAAAUAGUUCAGUUCUGGAUUUGUAACUCUCUCUGAAGGUAAUUUGGAAGCUGACGCUAACUCUUUCUGAGCUA